Molecule: messenger RNA, 330 nt
Organism: Echinostoma caproni
Lineage: Eukaryota; Metazoa; Platyhelminthes; Trematoda; Plagiorchiida; Echinostomatidae
Source: the annotation of a GenBank genome assembly
AUGAAGGUUCCAUGGCCUGAAGCCUUCAAGGAUGGAGACGCGUGGACGUUCCUGGAGGAGUUUGAGGACGUUGCGGAGCCAGCGAGAAUACGGAAAAACCGCGAUAAGUUGACGGUCCUCCAAGCGCUUCUUAAUGGUCGUUCGCGGACGGUACUGGAUCCAGCGCGAAGAGGCCCGGAGAAGAUGGAGUGGGCCGUCGAGGAGGACGCCCGAAUCGCGGGUUUCUACAACCUGGUCGACCGCCAACAAGCGUUGCAGAGCAUCAGGACGACGCAGCUCGUAGUUGGCGUGGAUCCCUGUCGCAUGCCGUGGUCCUGCGAGCCCUAUUAA